This is a messenger RNA of Prunus armeniaca (apricot), 591 nucleotides long. NCBI's taxonomy places the organism in Eukaryota, Viridiplantae, Streptophyta, Magnoliopsida, Rosales, Rosaceae. The record is from the annotation of a GenBank genome assembly.
AUGGCUUCCACCACCUCAACGUCUUUUUUUCCAAUCAAACUUGACGGCACCAAUUAUCCUCUUUGGCUUGCCCAGGUCAUUCCCGUCUUGAAAAGUAGAAAUCUCAUGGGUCAUGUGGACGGGACAAAGCCAUGUCCUGCCUAUCUUCUCACCGAUGGAAAAGGCAAAACUGUUAAUCCCGCAUUCGAUGCAUGGAUUAAAGAGGAUCGGAUGAUCCAGAGUUGGAUCAACGGCUCGCUUACUGCCGCUGUUUCGUCCAUGGUGGUUCCCUCUGCUUGUUCGCGGAGUAUAUGGCUGUCGUUGGAGAAGCGCUACGGUUCUCAGUCUCAAAACGACAGAGUUUUGCAGCUCUGCGGUGAGCUUCUUCACAAGAGGAGUGAUAUCUCCAUCUCGGCUUACCUAAACAGAACAAACUCCAUUGCAGACAAACUUAGGGUUGCUGGCAGCCCCAUCUCUGACCAUGAUUUAGUGACGGUUGUCACCAGUAAUUUCCCGCAGUAUAAGAUUACGGCUAACUCUAGCUGGAACCCUCUCACCUACAAAGUUCUUCAGAACAUACUAUUGACGCUUGAAAAAGAAUUGCCUAUGUAA